UAAAUUGCAUUUCUGGUGCUAAAAUGAAGAGGAAUCAAGCAAAAUACCUAUUUAAGAUUUUCUUCCAAAUAUAUAAUUAUCAAAUCAAUCCAUACAUAAAUGGCAUUCACAUAAAUGAAACUGAGUGGGAACGGCCGAGUUCUCUAUAUACGUACCUAUCCAUUUUAAUGCAGAAAACCACUGAAGUAGAAUGCCCAACCAGUCAACAGCACCUCGCACUGAAACAAAUGUGCCCCCACAUAGAUAUACACUCACUCUGUAUCUAUAUAUCUACCAUUCAACCCAUUUUGCAUGCCCUUCAAAUAUCUUAUAAAGCAGACCUCUCUCUCUCUCUCUCUCUCUCUCUCUCUCUCUCUCUCUCCCUUCACAACCAAACAUUGAUAUUCUCUGAUCCAUAUUGUCAUGGCGGUCUCAUGGGAAGAAAGCGUUGAGCAUUCCAUCAAUACAAUUUACCUUCUCUUCUCAGCCUACCUCGUCUUCGUUAUGCAGCUCGGCUUUGCCAUGCUCUGUGCUGGCUCCGUACGAGCCAAGAACGCCAUGAAUAUAAUGCUCACCAAUGUCGUCGAUGCUGUGGUUGGUAGUCUUUCUUAUUACCUCUUUGGUUUCGCUUUUGCUUUUGGUCAAUCUAAUCCUUUCAUUGGUACGGACUUCUUUGCUCUCAAAGAUAUUCCCAAUUCCACUUAUCAGUAUAGCUUCUUUCUCUACCAAUGGGCUUUUGCCAUAGCAGUUGCUGGUAUAACAAGUGGUUCUAUAGCAGAGCGAACCCAGUUCAGUGCUUACCUUGUAUUCUCGUUUUUCCUAUCUGGGUUUGUCUAUCCUGUGGUGGUUCACUGGCUAUGGUCGUCUAAUGGUUGGCUCAGUGCCAGCUCUAGCCUGUUGCUGUUUGGUUCUGGUGCAAUUGAUUUUGCUGGGAGUGGUGUGGUUCAUUUGGUUGGUGGGGUUGCUGGGCUUUGGGGCUCUUUCAUUGAAGGCCCAAGAGUUGGUCGGUUCGAUGUUUUCGGAAAGGCCUUGCCCAUGAGAGGCCAUAAUGCUACUCUAGUGGUGCUUGGAACAUUUUUGUUGUGGUUUGGUUGGUUUGGGUUCAAUCCAGGUUCAUUUGACAAGAUUCUUGUGGCCUAUCAAAGCACAACAGAUCAAGGUAAUUGGACCGCAGUGGGCCGAACAGCGGUAACGACUAUGCUGGCCGGUUCGACUGCCGGAAUUGUAACCCUAUUCUGCCGGCGGUUGUUGGUGGGUCAUUGGGACGCAUUAGAUGUUUGCAAUGGUGUGCUUGGUGGGUUUGUGGCAAUUACAUCAGGUUGUUCUGUGGUUGAGCCAUGGGCAGCAGUAGUAUGUGGUUUUUUUGCAGCUUUGGUCUUGAUUGGGCUAAAUAUUCUGGCUCUGAAACUGCAAUUUGAUGAUCCAUUAGAGGCAACCCAGUUACAUGGUGGAUGUGGUGCUUGGGGUUUGAUAUUUACAGGGUUGUUUGCCAACGAGGAGUUUGUUAUUCAAGCCUAUGAUUCAGGUAAGAGUGGCAUAGCGAGGCCUUAUGGGCUCUUAAUGGGCGGAGGAUGGGGCUUGUUUGGAGCACAACUCAUUGAACUUUUGGUGAUUGUGGGGUGGGUUAGUGUAACAAUGGGACCCCUUUUCUACAUCCUCCACAAGCUUGGGUUGCUGAGGAUCUCUGCUGAUGAAGAAAUUGCAGGACUAGAUAUCUCCAGCCAUGGAGGCUAUGCCUAUGCUCAGUCAGAAGAAAAUCGUCCUCGAUAUACAGAUUACCUGCGCAUGCAGGAGGAACAGUCAAUGACAAAAUGAUCAUCUCUUUCUAUUGAUUAUUUGGAUCCUUUUGUUUCGUCUUUUUUUAUUUUUUAUUUUUAUAUUUUUUGUGUUUUUCCCUUUCAUUAUAAUUCCCUUCCACAAGGAACUUGCUUCCUAAGUCUUCAAAUUUCAGUUAUUCAUGACGUAAACGCAUUUUGAAAUUUUUGGCUCUGAAUUUAUUUAGAA
Ziziphus jujuba (common jujube) is the source of this 1983-nucleotide messenger RNA. Its product is annotated as ammonium transporter 1 member 3. The transcript has a single exon. Gene Ontology annotation, biological process: ammonium homeostasis; ammonium transmembrane transport. Bases 403 to 1794 code for a protein of 463 amino acids. NCBI's taxonomy places the organism in Eukaryota, Viridiplantae, Streptophyta, Magnoliopsida, Rosales, Rhamnaceae. Gene Ontology annotation, cellular component: membrane. Gene Ontology annotation, molecular function: ammonium channel activity. The record is from RefSeq and is a predicted model, not a curated record.